CGCAACAGCAUCUAGCGCUCCAUCACAUCCAUACACACUCUACAUAAAGACCAACUCAAGCGCCUAACAGAACCAUUAAAAUGCCUUUAAGCACAAGGCUUAUGAAGCCCCAAGCCAAGAAACCAGACAAGCUUCCAGUUUACGAGCCAAACAUCCCUGAGCCAACAUCUAGAGCGGAGCUGCUCAAAUACUGGAUCGUUCUUUCAUUGGACGAGCGAACUGCCAAUAAUGUUCUGUGGCUGUCAGAAGGCGGGUCUAAGGUGUCCCGUCUGAUGACUGAGGUGUGUCCUUGCCUCAAUAGGCCAGAGAGAUUUGAUCACUACCCACAGGUGAUGUGUAAAGAGUCUAUCUGGGCAUCUCGCUGUUAUUGGGAAGUGUCGUGCUCAGGUUGGGUUGUCAUCGGUGUGGCGUACGAGGGUGCUGGCAGGAAGAUAGGCGACGGUCAAUGUGGCCUGGGGGAGAACGAGGAAUCAUGGGCUCUGGGAUGGGACGGGUCCUGUUAUGACGCCUGGCAUAAUGGAGUCAGCAUGAGGGUUUUAGACAUGCCUCACUGCAGCACCAUAGGGGUGUAUGUGGACCAGCCGGCCGGCCUGAUCUCCUUCUUCACCGUGGAAACGGAAGAAAGUUCCAAGAAAAAGGAUGUGAAACUUAUUCACAGGUUCAAGAAUCCCAUAAAAGAGGGAAUUGUGCCAGGUUUCUGGAUGGGAAGCACUUCGUCAUGUCUAAUCCUGAAGAAAGAAGAAUGAGAUGAAAAAUAUAAAUGGUCAGUGUAAAGAUGUUUAAUUCAGUUUUAAAUAAUAAAUGUCAAAUUUGCAACGGAGAGACCGGGGUGUCUUGUAACACAUUAUUAUGACAUUCAGGCUACACCAAUGCUUAAAUGAACCUGGCAAAUCUUUUACAUCAUGUUUCUUGUAACAUAAUGAUUUGAAUGGGAUUAUGGGUAAAUAUUUAGAGGGUGAGCUCUGUCUAUAUGCAUAUCGUCGCUGUCGGGCGGAAUCCUUGCAUCUCCAAACCAUUAUUUUUCAGGAAAUAAAAAAACUGCAUUUUUUUAAUAUUAAACAUUGUAUCGUUAAAAUUGGUAUUAUACCUUAUAUUGCUAUCAUAUACAGUUGUGGAUAAGCAUUAACAAAACAUUUCCCGAAAACCAUGUUUAAUCGGAGAUACAAGGUAAAAAAUAGCCGGGAGAUAUGAGAUUACGCUGUCAUUGAUAAGAAUGGUACGGACACAAACGUUGCUGCUGCCAGCAGUGUUCAUCAAAGUCUGCGGUCGCGUUGAGCCGACGACGAGGCUUUAAGAGCUAAUGAAAGCAAAUGAUCGUGGUUACAUACAUAUUCCUAAAGUCUUUUUUAAAUGUUAGAGCUAUGAGUGAUGGAAUAUCAAAAUAAAACGUUAACCGACUAGACUAUUUUAUAUAGGCGGAAAUUAAUCUGCACGCAAAUAAAAUUGGCGGUCGCGUUGACACUCUUGACAAGAGAAAAGGCUUCAAUAGUUUACCAAAACUAAUGACUUUGGUAACGUACAUCGUCCUAAACUCUAUUUUAAAGGUUUAAGAACUAUAAGUCAUGCAAUACAAAAAAUUAUGAGCUGACUAGGUUGUCUCAUAGGUGGAAAUUAGCCUAAUCUGGACGCAAAUUAACAUAGCUCACGGGUUUCCUUCUGCACCGAAGCAUUACAGCUAUCGAUUUUAACACAACAGGACUACUCAAAUGUAUCUAACAUAACUAUUUUCACUCGUUAUUGUCUAAAAAACAAACAGAGUUAUCCGACUUUCAAUCAGGCGACGUUAUGACGAGAGGCUCCCGUAGAGUUGGAGUUACGAGACUUCUCAAACAGUUGAAGUGUCUAAUGGAGUUAAGAGAUUUACUCUCAAACGAUUUUCAACACUUUAGAUUGGUUAAUAAUUUGUAAAAAUAACACACCCACAUCGGAUCUGAAAUAUGAAAUUGACAAAAUUUGGACAUAGGAGGUUUCCGCCCAAAACAGCGACGAUAUUCUUAAUUUCUGGACGAUAUAUUCAAUCUGGUGAAAAAAACUCAGGUCAUUGAGAUUUUAUACCUACCUCUCCAGCGGCUUAGAGCACAUGUCAUCUCCAUUUGGAUUCUUGAAGACAAUGUUUUUUUGAGAAAGUUUCAUUUGGAAAAGCCAUCAGUAAACUGGCUUUAAAUCAUUUCUCUGUUGUCAGAUCACACUGAAGUACAUUGCAGUACGUUAGGGAAGUUUGUAAAAUCUGUUUUUGAACAAUAUGUUAUUAUUCACGGUAUAAUGUUCCUCAGUUUGUUUUUCAACUAUUCAGAAUGAUUGGCUAUUUAAAUUUCAAGAUUGCACAUUUGUAAACCCUAGAAAUUCUUGACAUUAAACAAUUGAAU
Triplophysa dalaica is the source of this 2366-nucleotide messenger RNA. RefSeq names its product stonustoxin subunit beta. The transcript is spliced from 4 exons. Gene Ontology annotation, molecular function: protein binding. The record is from RefSeq and is a predicted model, not a curated record. Bases 81 to 746 code for a protein of 221 amino acids. NCBI's taxonomy places the organism in Eukaryota, Metazoa, Chordata, Actinopteri, Cypriniformes, Nemacheilidae.